CACCACGGAGUUUCUUCUCGCAAUAUCCAAAGCUGUCGACGGUUACAGGAGGAGGAGAGAGAAAGAUGAGGCCGUUGCACUUGCACGGUGUCCGAGUGGCAACGCCCGUUUAUUUACCCUUUUGCCAUUCCGCUCGCUUUCCUUCUCUCCCUUCUUUGACCGCACUCCAAAUCGCUUCUCUCCGGAGCUGGAAUCCUCUGUUUUCCCGCGCGCCGAGGCUCAAUUGUAGUUCCGAUCCCUCGAUUCGUUCUUCGAUGUCUUCUCCUUCUUCGACGCCGUCCGCGGCGGCGAGCGCGGAGGGGAAGCCCUUCUCCGUGCUCUUCGUGUGCCUCGGCAACAUCUGUCGAAGUCCCGCCGCCGAGGGCGUGUUUCGAGAUCUGGUGAAGAAGAGAGGGUUCGAUUCCAACUUCAACAUCGAUUCUGCUGGCACCAUCGGCUACCAUGAGGGCAAUCUAGCUGAUCCGAGAAUGAGAACAGCAGCUAAGAGGCGCGGGGUCGAGAUCACGUCUAUAUCGAGGCCGAUGAGGCCAUCUGAUUUUAGGGAUUUCGAUCUUAUCCUCGCAAUGGAUAAGCAAAACAGAGAGGAUAUAUUGGAAGCCUUCAAUAGGUGGAAAUUUAGAGAGACCUUACCUGAAGAUGCUCACAAGAAGGUUAAGUUGAUGUGUUCAUAUUGCAAGAAGCAUGAAGAAAGCGAAGUACCAGAUCCUUACUAUGGUGGACCCCAGGGUUUUGAGAAGGUGCUGGAUUUGCUUGAUGAUGCUUGCGAGUCAUUGUUGGACAGCAUUUUGGCUGAGAAAAGUCAAACUUAAAAUUAAGAUUUUAUCUACUUGGAGGAUUCACCAACAUCAUGAAAUUGCGGUGUUUUAUUUGUUGCUUUGCAGCAUAAUUCAUUACAACUAUAAUGUUGCGAGCACAGCUAGAGAUCUU
Molecule: messenger RNA, 927 nt
Organism: Rhodamnia argentea
Lineage: Eukaryota; Viridiplantae; Streptophyta; Magnoliopsida; Myrtales; Myrtaceae
Product: putative low molecular weight protein-tyrosine-phosphatase slr0328
Exons: 5
Coding region: 66-809 (247 amino acids)
Biological process (GO): protein dephosphorylation
Molecular function (GO): protein tyrosine phosphatase activity
Source: RefSeq, a predicted model, not a curated record